GCAAUCCGCAGCGACCGUCGGAGACGUAUCGCAGGAUGAAAUCCACGUGAUAGCUGAGUGCGUUGUCCCAGUGGGUUCUCAUGUUCUCAAGUUUUAAUCGUUGUCGUCGUUGUUGUUGUUGUUGCCGUGGACCUUGUUGUUGUGGGUGGUGUUGUGUUUGUUGAGUGCAGCGGACAGGCUCCGUUCAGUAAAAGAGGAAUAUGGCCUGUGCCUCUCCACGCAGAUCGCCUGCGACUCCGCGCCGCAGAGCCAAGGGACCGCUUCUCGCAUCCGAAACGCUGCCGACAUUGGCGAAUAUCGAUUCCAUCAUCGAGAAACUUCUGUCCGUUCGGAAAACUCCCGGCAAAAUGGUCUCUUUGGCCGAACAACAGAUCCGUCAAUUGUGCCAGGUGUCCCGAGAAAUAUUUCUGUCGCAGCCGACCCUCCUCGAGCUCAACUCACCCGUCAAUAUAGUCGGAGAUAUUCACGGUCAGUACAGCGACCUGCUGCGUCACUUCGACAAGUGCGGAUAUCCUCCAUCGAGUAACUACCUCUUCUUGGGAGAUUACGUUGACAGAGGGAAACAAUCAAUCGAAACAAUCAGCUUGGUCCUCGCGUACAAAAUCAAGUUCCCGAACAAUCUAUUCCUGCUCCGAGGGAACCACGAGUGCGCCAGCAUCAACAAGGUUUACGGGUUCUACGAGGAGUGCAAGCGACGGUAUAGCAUCAAAUUAUGGAAAGUUUUCAUCGACUGUUUCAACUGUUUACCGGUCGCUGCUCUGGUAGAAAACACCAUCAUCUGCAUGCACGGAGGACUGUCACCAGAACUCGAGAACCUGAACCAAUUACGGGAUAUACCUCGACCAAUAGACAUUCCUAACCAUGGGCUGCUAUGCGACAUUCUCUGGUCGGAUCCGGACGACGACGUGAUCGGCUGGGGUCAGAACGAUCGCGGAGUGUCGUUUACGUUCGGAGGCGAGGUCGUUCGCACUUUCCUGGAGAAACACAAUUGCAGUCUCAUCGUAAGAGCUCAUCAAGUUGUCGAGGACGGAUACCAGUUCUUCCAAAAACGACAGCUGGUGACGAUAUUUUCCGCGCCCAACUACUGCGGGGAGUUCGAUAAUGCCGGAGCCGUCCUCUGCGUGUCAGAAGAUCUCACUUGCUGGUUCAGCAUUCUCCCGCCCCUCAAACCGAAAGUGGUUCACGUGAAAGGUCGCAGAUGA
This is a messenger RNA of Galendromus occidentalis (western predatory mite), 1202 nucleotides long. RefSeq names its product serine/threonine-protein phosphatase alpha-2 isoform. Gene Ontology annotation, molecular function: protein serine/threonine phosphatase activity. Lineage: Eukaryota; Metazoa; Arthropoda; Arachnida; Mesostigmata; Phytoseiidae. Bases 201 to 1202 code for a protein of 333 amino acids. Gene Ontology annotation, cellular component: nucleus; cytoplasm. The record is from RefSeq and is a predicted model, not a curated record. The transcript has 8 exons.